Xiphias gladius (swordfish) is the source of this 3954-nucleotide messenger RNA. RefSeq names its product valyl-tRNA synthetase 2, mitochondrial (gene vars2). Gene Ontology annotation, biological process: valyl-tRNA aminoacylation. Gene Ontology annotation, molecular function: ATP binding; aminoacyl-tRNA deacylase activity; valine-tRNA ligase activity. Gene Ontology annotation, cellular component: cytosol. The transcript is spliced from 30 exons. NCBI's taxonomy places the organism in Eukaryota, Metazoa, Chordata, Actinopteri, Istiophoriformes, Xiphiidae. The coding region runs from base 276 to 3518 and encodes 1080 amino acids. The record is from RefSeq and is a predicted model, not a curated record.
UAUUUCCAGGCGGACAGCGGUUAUUUCCUGUUGUCCACAAGUCAUAACAGUCCGCCAGAAAACAGCAUGCUAAUGCCGAGAGUAAAGGAAAAAUAUAUAUUAUAGCAGAAUAACAUGAAUUGACGCCAUUAUUCUACGACGUAAUGUUUACAUAUAAUUAGCAACCUUGCAGAAGUGGAUUUUCUCGGGUUUACAAUGACGAAGUAGCUAAGUUAAAAGGUCGUGACUGACCUGUCUGAACACUCAUUAUAUUGAAAACACACGUGUCAUUGAGGAUGUGGAGGGCAGGUUGCUUCCCCAGUUUGAGGCUGGCAGGGAGAGGAGAGCUCAGACUCUUUUCCAGCAACCCAUCAAAAUCUUCAUCAUCCUCUUCAUCUCAGUCAAAUUCCUCUCCACGGCCCCGAACUGAGAAACAGAGGCGUAGACGAGAGCGGGAGGAGGCCAUACUGUCAAGUCAACACAGUACUGCUGAGGAUAAAUCGGUGAAAUGGAGUGAGAAGCAGAAGAUAGUGUACACUGCUCAAACACCUCCUGGGACAAAGAAAGACACCAGCCUGCCAUUCCCACCCUCAUACAGUCCAGAGUAUGUGGAGUCCAGCUGGUAUCAGUGGUGGGAGAAAGAAGGAUUCUUCAGUCCAGAGCAACAUGAGCGGUUAUCUCACACUGUGGAUCAGACCUUCUCUCUGUGUAUCCCUCCACCAAACGUGACUGGUACUUUGCACCUGGGUCAUGCUCUGACUGUAGCUGUAGAAGACGCUCUGGUUCGAUGGAGAAGGAUGCAGGGCUACAGAGUACUGUGGGUUCCCGGAUGUGACCAUGCAGGUAUUGCAACACAGACUGUGGUGGAGAGAAGACUGCUGAGGGAAAAAGGAAAGAGUAGACAGGACUUCACCAGGGAAGAGUUUCUACAGGAAGUGUGGAAAUGGAAGAAAAAGAAAGGAGAAGAGAUCUACCACCAGCUGAGGAGGCUCGGCGCUUCUCUGGAUUGGAACAGAGCCUGUUUCACUAUGGAUCCAGGUUUCAGCAGGGCUGUGACUGAGGCCUUUGUCCGGCUGUGUGACUCUGGUCUGAUCUAUCGCUCAGAGGGUUUGGUCAAUUGGAGCUGUGCUCUGGAAUCAGCUAUCUCUGACAUAGAGGUUGACUCAAAGGAGCUGUCUGGGCAAACCAUGUUGUCUGUUCCUGGUUAUGAAAACAAGGUGGAGUUUGGAACAAUGCUUACCUUUGCAUACCCCAUAGAAGGCGUUGAUGAAGAGGUGGCGGUGUCUACCACUCGUCCUGAGACUAUGCUGGGAGAUGUGGCUAUAGCUGUUCACCCUGACGAUCCUCGAUAUCAGGCUGUGCAUGGGAAGCAGUGCAGACACCCCUUCACCAACAGACUCCUGCCCAUCAUCACUGAUUCAAUGGUGGACAUGGAGCUUGGAACUGGUGCAGUAAAGGUGACUCCUGCUCAUGACCACACUGAUUUCCUGCUGUCACAGAGACACUCGCUGCCACGCCUUACUGUGAUUAGAGGAGACGGGACCAUGACACCCCCUAGUGGACAGUGGCUAGAGGGAGUGAAGCGUUUUGAUGCCAGGCAGCUUGUUGUGGAUGCACUGGUUGAGAAGAAGCUGUUCAGAGGAAAGAAGAAUCAUGCCAUGACUUUACCCAUCUGCAGCCGUUCAGGAGACAUCAUUGAACCUCUUCUAAAGAAGCAGUGGUUCGUCCGCUGUGAUCAAAUGGCUAAAAAAGCCAUACAGGCUGUUGAUGACGGACAGCUGGAAAUAAUUCCUCACUUCUACACCAAGACAUGGAAGAAGUGGCUGUCCAACAUCAGUGAUUGGUGCAUUUCCAGGCAGCUUUGGUGGGGUCAUCAGAUUCCUGCUUAUCAAGUGGAGCUUCCUAAUUGUACUGACAAAGAAGAGGAGCAGUGGGUUUGGGGACAGAACAAGGACGAGGCCCGACAGAGAGCUGCCGUCAAAUAUGGAGUGAGGCCGGAAGCCAUCACUUUGACUCAGGACCCUGAUGUCCUGGAUACGUGGUUCUCCUCAGGGCUAUUUCCCUUUGCCAUGCUUGGCUGGCCAGAACAGACCACUGACUUUCAGCACUACUACCCCAAUUCUAUUCUGGAGACGGGCAAUGACCUCAUCUUCUUCUGGGUAGCGAGGAUGGUAAUGCUGGGCACAGAGCUGACUGGACAGCUUCCCUUUAAGCAGGUUCUGUUUCACUCUCUGGUGAGAGAUAAACAUGGCAGGAAAAUGAGUAAAUCUCUCGGAAAUGUCAUCGACCCAUUAGAUGUUAUUCAUGGAGUCUCUCUGGAGAGACUUCAGAAGAAAGUGAUGGAAGGGAACCUUGACCCCAGGGAGCGACUGGUUGCCAUGGAAGCACAGAAGAAAGACUUCCCCAAAGGGAUCCCUCAGUGUGGGACUGAUGCUAUGAGAUUCGCCCUUUGCUCUCACAAGAUGCAGGGAGAAGACAUCAGUUUGUCCAUCUCUCAGGUCCUGAGAUGCAGACACUUUUGCAAUAAAAUGUGGCAGACUCUGAGAUUCACACUGGGAGUGUUGGGUGAUAACACAGCACCAGUGCAAACACUGGUAGAGACAACUCCUCUGAGCAGCAUGGACCGGUGGAUCUGCUCCAGACUCUACAGCACAGUAUUACAGUGUGAGCAGGCUUUUGAAACUUAUGAGCUACACACUAUCACAUCUGCCCUGUACUCCUUCUGGGUCCACAGCCUGUGUGAUGUCUACAUGGAGUAUGUGAAGCCAGUGCUGGUCCAGCAGGAUGAGGAGGCAGUGGUCCACCCGGACAAAGGGCACAGUGACAGAGGAAAGCAGGUGUCCAGAGGUGUCCUCUAUCACUGUGUGUCUACAUCUCUGGCCUUGCUCUCACCUUUCAUGCCCUUCAUCACUGAGGAGCUGUGGCAGAGACUCCAGCCAUUCCAACCUGGAGCUGCUGCGCAGACCAGCCUGUGUUUACAGCCAUACCCCUGCUCCUCUCAGAUGGCACACUGGCAUUUCCCUGAAGAGGAAAGAGCUUUCCUGCUUGUCCAGGAAGUGAUCCGAAUGGCCCGCUCACUAAGAGCCCAGUGUGGCAUGACCAAAGAAAAACCUGCCAUGUGGGCAGUGUGUUCACCCAACCAGGCCCAGGACCUCCUUCACUUUGGGUCAGCUGUUUGGACUUUAGGCCGGAUCUCCAGCCUCCAUAUUUACUGUCCUCAUAGAGCAGACAACCUCCACUCCACUCCUCCACCUAAAGGAAGCCUCAUAGGUGUGGUGGACCACACAUGUCAGCUACACCUUCACGUUCAGAGUGGAAUGAAUGUUGACAAACAGAUCCUGCAGCUCUCCCAGCGCAGGGACAAGCUUGUUCCGAAGCUGGAGGAAAUCCUCUGCAGAGUCCGAUCUCCAAACUACCGGACCAAGGUUCCUGCUCAUGUCAGGCAGCAGAUGGACAAUAAGGUGUCAGCCUUGCAGCAGGAACUGAAAACUAUUGAGGACCAGCUGAAGGUGCUGCAAGAGACUCAAACAACAGAAUAACUAUAGCCGAAAGGCAGUACUGCUGGACAUCAGAACUGAUGAACUUGAUGAAUUAUUUAUAUUUUCUGAACUUGACAUCUCUACACUGCUUGAAUGAAUGAGACAUUGCAUUGUAUAAUUAAUAUGUUGUUCACAUAAUGAUCAUAAUCUCACUGUCAAACAGACACUGCAGUACUGCACUGUAUAAUUAACAAUUCGCCUGCAGCAGGACUUAUGGGAGGCUGCAGGUAUCCACGGAAAGGAACAUAAAUGUGUUUUGUUAAUGCACAGAGGCCAUAAUGGAAGUCUUCAUCAGCUCAUUGGUUGCUCCUUAACAGCAGGUAUUUGUGUCCUGUCAUGGCCUUUCAAGAACGGUGAUCACAAAUGGCUUUUCUGUUAACAAUCCCUCAUAGUUGUCAUUGUUUUUAAAAUGAAUGUGUCUUUUCCCUAAACUUGA